ACUGGUAAGUAAACAGCUGUUAAUACUAAUGUGGGCUAUGUAGCAUUAGCAAAACCAUUGCUUGACAAGAGCCUCGGGCAUAGUUGUGUUUACAAGACAAGAGGUUAUAAUACAUCCUGUGAGAAGCGCUACGUCUUCAGGACAGAUUGGAGGCUACAGUGAGUUGCUAUCGGAAAGUGACAUGACAGGCCGGGGGUUGGUUAGUUAGCGUGAGGGAGAGACGUAAAGACGUAAUAGAGACAAGAGUUAACAUUUGCCUUACUUUUCCACCGUUAUACAGCUCUAGGCAAGUAAAGGAAUGAAGUUUUAUACUGAACUCACAACGUUUCUUCUAGACUGUUAAGUAAACAGCUGUUAAUGCUAAUGUGGGCUACGUAGCAUAACAAAACUUACAAAUAGCUCCUUCCAAGUUCUUUUUGCUAAUACUGUACUUUACCAUGUGCUAUAAUUUAAGUAGAAUUUUCAGUGUAAGAUUUUUACUAUUAAUGGGGUAUUUUUAGAUUGUUGUAUUGUUGCUGAAAGCGUAAAGGAUCUGAAUACUUCUGGCCCUUAGUUUAACUUUUCUCAGCUUGUGUGUAACAAUGAAUUUCAGUUAUAGUUUAUUAAAGGAAGUAGACUAUCUAGUGGUGGGUGGAGGGGCCAGCUCUCAUUUGCAGAAGUGAAACAGGCCUAAAGAACAUUUCAGUGGCAAACGCUAUCACAUUGGGUGCGCCUAAGACUUACACCCAGAAAAAGCGAAAGAGAGACAUCAAAGAAGAGGACAGUCCGCUUGCGCCAUGCUGGCCGAAGGUUUUCUCAGAGUGCUGCUUUACAGGGAGGAGAGAAAGUUUGCCUCUGCUUCCAAACGACACAAAACACAGACGCACACUCAUCGUCCGGACCCGUUGAAGUGUAGUCUCUCGGAGUCAGACUCUACAGACAUACGGACGGAUUCAACUGAAGCAGGUUCAAACCAGGAGGAGUUAGACUCCACCCAUGCUCAGGGACUGAGAGUGCUGCCUCAAGAUCCUGUAGGCCUCUCAAUCCCUGGGUGCUCCCCUGCCCUCACCCUGGACCCUGACCCUGUUUACAGCCUUGACGACUGUAGCCUCCUGGAACAGUAUCCAGACCUGCAGGUGGUCGACUCAGGCCGCAUCUCACACAACCUGCUGAGAGCCACUAUCGCUCAGCAGGAUUUGUACACUGCUCUCUCUGAAAAUCACCAACAUCCAGGAUGGGCAGCCCAGCAGGAGCCACAAGGGGAACCUGUUUCAUCCAUACCAGACCAGGGGUAUCUGGUUAUGGGGGCCAGUGUGAACAUCAGCCUGGAUCUGCCCGGAUCAGGGUUGGAGCCCAUGUCAAACUCUGUAUUGAAUGGGCUGCUGGAGAAACAGCUAGAAGAGGUGUACAUGCAGCACCUGACUGACAACUUGGCUCGAUGCAACUCCCACCUGGGGAACAGCCUCCUGCACGGCCUGGUGCCGCCGCCGCAGCCCGGCAGCCAGCCGCAGGGGCCAGACUCACUGGAGGCCAGUCUGGAAAGAUCAGGAGGAGACAGCGACAAGAAGAUUAGUUAUCUGAGCACCCAGAACAUAGUUCCCUGCUCAUCCAACUUCAGCUCCCCUGUACUGAGGAUUUCAGAGACUGACAAUACUCAUCAGUAAUGAAACGUGAUGAAUACAUCCUGCAAAAGUAUUAAAUGUAAUGGUUAGUUAAGCUUUUUCAUGCCUCUGUACUUCACUCCCAAGUUUACACAUACACAUGUAUAGCUAUGAUUGUGAAAUAGAGAGAAAGCGCAAUUCACUAAAAUAGUUCAUACUUUUAUUUUUAACUGUCUACAUAGUGAAUUUGUUAACUUGCUUGAUGAAAUGAUGCCUCAGAUUCACCUGCUCUCAUGUGCCACCUGCUGAUAGAUUGUUGUACUACAACACACUGAAUUUACCUGUUAUACAUGAGAAUUUCUUUUACUGACAUUAUAAGUGGGUGUCUGAUAGGCAGGUAAGAUGAUAGAGCAAACUGUAAGAUCAUUCUGCACAUUGGGGAAACCUUGUAGGCAUGUAUCCUGCAAAAUAAUCCCUACGGUAUAAAUAAACUAAAAUGAAAAAAUCUUGUCUUCUGCUUUGACAAGGGAAAUAAUAAAGAAAAUAUGCUCAUUGUUUCUUUCUGUACCAGAAUACAGCAGGAAAUAUAUGAUGUAUCAUGAGCUGAAGGACACAUGUAAAUGCCACAUUUCUAAAUGUGGAACUGAAAUCUGAUAUCAAUCUCAAAUUACAGGUUACAGGUUUUUUUU
This is a messenger RNA of Seriola aureovittata, 2269 nucleotides long. RefSeq lists its product as uncharacterized. The coding region runs from base 777 to 1643 and encodes 288 amino acids. NCBI's taxonomy places the organism in Eukaryota, Metazoa, Chordata, Actinopteri, Carangiformes, Carangidae. The transcript has 2 exons. Gene Ontology annotation, biological process: regulation of toll-like receptor signaling pathway. The record is from RefSeq and is a predicted model, not a curated record.